AUGGCAGCGAUCUCGUCGACCAUCAGUGCAUACUACAACAAAUUCGUCAAUACCAUCAAAGCCCGUCCUCGCAAUGCGGCCAUCACGUCCACCGCACUCGCACUAGCCAUAUCUCUCGCCUGGGUCGUCCAGGACUUCCAUGACUGGAAAGCCUUCGGCACAGGUGGCACACCGCCGACAUGGGCAGGGUACUGGCGCAUGACGAAGAUCCGGGUCAAUCGCCGAAUCCACACCUUACUACAACUCGGCAAAGAUGACCUGAUCGACGCUUCGACGCUGUCAGCCUCGGGCCCUAAAUAUCUUGACCCCGACAACAUUCCAGUCCGUGGAGGGAAGAGGCCACAGCUCGUUUCCCGAACCAUGCCUCAGCGUCAAGUGCCGUACAAAUCGGACGCGAUAGAGCCCGGCGUGGCAGAGAGAGUGAGCGACAUGACGGCCAUCUUCGCGGCAAGGUAUUCCGACAUCCUCGACCUGAAGCCCAGCAAAACAGAAGGUGGAAGUGCCGAUGCAAUUUACGCGAAACUUUCUCUGCCUACGCUCAAUGAGAGGGCUAAACGAGACAGGAUCCUCACCACGGAAAUCGCCCAUCAUCAUCCGUCGGAACUGAGUUUCCAUGUCUGGCUGAGUGAGGCGGAUGCAAAGACUGUCGUGGAGAAGGGUUGGGGGCAGCGGUUUCCCAUGGCGUCUGUCGAUAAAGGCUGGACCAUGGUAUAUGCGCCGCGCACCAUGCCGGAGGUGGAUGUGGUGGAACGGAUCGUGAAAGCGGGCAUUGCUUGGGUCAGUGGUGUUGUGGUUUGA
Messenger RNA from Capronia coronata CBS 617.96, 798 nucleotides. RefSeq lists its product as uncharacterized. The record is from RefSeq and is a predicted model, not a curated record. NCBI's taxonomy places the organism in Eukaryota, Fungi, Ascomycota, Eurotiomycetes, Chaetothyriales, Herpotrichiellaceae. Bases 1 to 798 code for a protein of 265 amino acids. The transcript has a single exon.